Molecule: messenger RNA, 1431 nt
Organism: Nelumbo nucifera (sacred lotus)
Lineage: Eukaryota; Viridiplantae; Streptophyta; Magnoliopsida; Proteales; Nelumbonaceae
Product: phospholipase A1-IIgamma-like
Biological process (GO): lipid metabolic process
Molecular function (GO): glycerophospholipid phospholipase A1 activity
Source: RefSeq, a predicted model, not a curated record
UCUCAAUAACAAUCUUCAUUAAGCUUUGGUCUGGUUCAAUUCGAAGUGUGGACAAUGGCUGAUAGCAUAGCUACACGAUGGAGGGAGCUUAAUGGCGAGGACAACUGGAAGAACCUCUUGGACCCUCUUGACAUUGACCUGCGGCGAAUCAUCAUUCACUACGGCGAAAGGGCUCAGGCCACCUAUGACACCUUCAACAGUGAGAAGGCCUCCAUGUUCGCCGGAAGUAGCCGGUAUUCAAAGGCCAACUUCUUCUCAGGGCUGUUUCUGGAAAAGGGAAAUCCAUACAAAUACAAUAUAACGAAAUUCUUGUAUGCUACAUCCCGAAUAGAUGUUCCAGAUGCAUUUAUCAUCAAGUCAUUGUCGAGGGAAGCGUGGAGCAGAGAGUCGAAUUGGAUGGGCUAUGUCGCAGUGGCCACAGAUGAAGGGAAGGCCGUGCUUGGCCGGAGGGACAUUCUGAUUGCGUGGAGAGGGAGCGUGCAGGCCUUGGAAUGGAUCGACGAUUUCGAAUUCAACUUGGUUUCGGCGUCUGAGAUACUGAGGGCCAAAACUGAUGCAAAGGUGCACCAGGGUUGGUUAUCCAUCUACACUUCUGACGACCCAAGGUCACCCUACAAUACAACCAGUGCUAGACAACAGGUUUUGGAAGAGGUGAAGAGGCUAGUGGAGGAAUUCAAGGACGAGGAAAUCAACAUAACCAUAACCGGCCAUAGCUUGGGCGCGGCACUUGGAAUACUGAACGCAGUAGACAUUGUGGCCAAUGGAUUGAACAAGCCCACCGACCAUCCCGACAAAGCCUGUCUAGUUACUGCCUUUCUCUUUGGCUGUCCCCUCGUCGGAGACGCCAACUUCCGAAAUGUCUUCUCCAUUUUGAAUUCCACCCAACAUCUUCGACUUUUACGUAUUCGUAACGCCAUAGACGUCGUGCCCAACUAUCCACCAAUGAUCGGCUAUACCCAAGUUGGGGAAGAGCUGGUGAUUAACACCGAUACGUCACCGUUCUUGAAGGAAUCAGCGGAGCCAAUGAGCUGGCACAACUUAGAGAUCUAUCUGCAUGGAAUUGCAGGAACUCAAGGCAGUUCAGUUCUUCCUGCAACCACCAAUAAAACACGGACGCGAUCCCGGUCUGGUUCAAGUUCGAGUUCAAAGCACCCUGUGAUCCACCAUUUGAUGGGUUUAGCGUGUCCAUGUUUUGUUGCUGCAGCGAGCUCUGCUCAAGGGACUAGUGAAGGUGGUGAAUUCAAGCUGGUGGUUAAGCGUGAUAUCACGCUGGUGAACAAAGUGAUGGACGCACUGAAAGAUGAAUUUCAUGUGCCGGCUAAAUGGUGGUGCGAGAAGAACAAGGGGAUGGUUCAAGAAGACGAUGGGUCUUGGAAGCUGAUGGACCACGAAUCAGAUGCUCUUGAGUUCUGAAUGUUCAUCAUCCAUUUA